Microplitis demolitor is the source of this 3372-nucleotide messenger RNA. RefSeq names its product iroquois-class homeodomain protein IRX-2 (gene mirr). Gene Ontology annotation, molecular function: DNA-binding transcription factor activity, RNA polymerase II-specific; RNA polymerase II cis-regulatory region sequence-specific DNA binding. The coding region runs from base 1098 to 2987 and encodes 629 amino acids. The transcript has 5 exons. Gene Ontology annotation, biological process: neuron differentiation; cell development; regulation of transcription by RNA polymerase II. Gene Ontology annotation, cellular component: nucleus. The record is from RefSeq and is a predicted model, not a curated record. Lineage: Eukaryota; Metazoa; Arthropoda; Insecta; Hymenoptera; Braconidae.
ACCAGCAACUGAGUUGAGACUGUAAGCGAGAUAGAACACCGCGUUCAAGUGCUACCGCGUUACACGGGAACCCGUAGUUGAACGCCUGCGUCUCUCUCUUAUACUACUUCGACCACUACUACAACAACUACAGGAACUACAACAACUACUAUUACAACAACUAAUACUCCUGCUACUACUAACUCUCGGUGUACAGUGUCGCGGAUACAAUUCCAAAGCCAGUUAGUACUUGGCGCCCAACACGAGUCUCAUCGGAGCCUCAUCAGUCAUCAGUCAUCACUCAUCACUCAUCAGAACAGUUAAUAAAUAAUAAAUAAUAAUAAUUGUUAAUAAUAAAUCGAUUAUUAAACCCGAGUGCGGAUUAAAAGUGUUGACAGCAGUGACCGUUUCACCCCCACCCCAGCCAGCCCCUGCACUCUUGAUCCUCGACACUCUUGGCGGUCUGGUGUCGCGGUUCCGCGAGACGAUCGCUCUCUCCCACUACACCCGGAGCCCGACUCCAGACAAUAUACCGAGUUCGACACGGGCGACACUGUCGGUCCUCGUCCCACUCGCCGUCGCACUACAGACUACACCAAGACCGAACCGGAUUCCAUCGAAAAGAACACGACGAUUCGCUGGUGGAUAGUCGCGACCGAUCAUAGCUGGCGCGUCGAUCGGAUCAACGGACCGUCAGAUUGUCUACUCGCUUUCCAGUAUCCAUUCUUACCUUACCUUACACUUUAUUACUGUUAUGGUGUCCGUGGAUUUAUGUCAUACAUCUCUAUUUAAAUAAUUAUUAUUAUUUAUCCAGUGAUUAUUAUUAUUAUUUAUUUAAAUACCAGUGGCAAGUGUCUUUUUUAUUUACUGUGAGUGAAGUUUCUGUGAUAACUUGGAUACCUUUUAUUAUUUUUAUUUUAGAAAAUUGGUUUUAAAACUCCGAUAUCAUGAUCAUCACUUUUUGUUUUUUAAAACAAGUGAUUCGUGGAUAGUGAGUUUUUUUAAUUGAAAAGAAUAAAUUUUAAAAAGUACUUGAUGUUAACCAGGUGGUUUUAAUUAUUUUAAUCAUGAUUGCGUAGCGAAUUACGAAAAUCACGGCCCUCAGUGGCCGACACAACAUGUCACAGUUCUCUUAUCGUGGAUCACCAAAUUUACAGUGUCCCGUAACAGUAAGUGGAGCGUUAGCCUCAUCGUCGCCUUCGCCAGCGUCGGCAUCGCACCUGACCAGCGGCGUCUCAUCAACCGGUGGCGAUAACCACCCUCUGACGCCAUUGUCGAGUGUCGCGAGGAUGGCAGUGACCAGUGCGAUAAUUCGCCCACCCGGGAGUCCCACGAGCUCAGUGAGUCCCUCGUCCCAGCAGCCGCAUGGGCCUCCGCCGUCGGGUCCACCGGGCAGCGGACGCUGUUGCGACACCGGAAGACCCAUUUUCACGGACCCAGUCACUGGACAGUCGAUCUGCUCUUGUCAGUACGAGCUCCUGGGUGCGGGCUACCAACGUCUCGGUGGCAUCACACCCGCAGCACUUUCCAUGUACUCGACGCCCUAUGCCGCCGCGGCGGCAGCUGUCGCAUCCGAGGGUAUGGCCGCGUACUUUCCGGCCCUCGGCGCCGAGCAAACUCCUUUUUACGCUCCCACUGCAGCAGGUCUCGAUCUAAAAGAGAAUCUAACCGCGGGUGCAGCUGGCUGGCCGUAUCCCGCAGUAUAUCAUCCUUACGAUGCUGCAGCAUUCGCCAGCUAUCCCUUCAACGGAUAUGGAAUGGAUUUAAAUGGCGCGCGACGAAAAAACGCGACUCGCGAAACGACGAGCACCCUCAAGGCCUGGUUGAACGAGCACAAGAAAAACCCUUACCCGACGAAAGGUGAGAAGAUAAUGCUCGCGAUAAUAACCAAGAUGACGUUGACCCAAGUGUCCACGUGGUUCGCGAACGCGAGGAGAAGACUUAAGAAGGAAAACAAAAUGACGUGGGAGCCACGGAACAGAGUCGAGGACGAGGAUAACAAUAAUGAUGACGAUGACAGCGGUCGCAAGAGCGUCGACGAGAAAGAUCGACUUGAUUCCAAAGACUCAGGAACGGGAUCAUCAGAAGACGGCGAGCGACCCACGAAUCGUCUGGACCUCCUACACCCCUCGACAGGAAGUGGACUUCAGAGCCGCAUCCAGGAGAGCGAGUGGUCGGAAUCUCGUGCGGACAGUGGGCCCGAUAGUCCCGAGUGUCUCUACGAUCAACGAGAGCCCCCUCGGCACCCACUCCAGCUCCAACACCCGGCGUAUCUCAGUGCCCACAACCGGCUUCUGCGCCAUCCGUCUCCCGAAAGCACCUCGCCGACGGGCCCAGUCCAUUUGCCGACCUCAACCAGCACCUCCAGCGGCAACUCGACGGAAAACGCUAAGCCUCGAAUCUGGUCUCUGGCGGACAUGGCUAGCAAAGACGCCGAUAGUCCCAUAGUGCCCUCUAGUGCCGCGCUUACAGGCCUCGGGAAUCCCUACCAGUCUUCUCCAGGAGGUGGCAAGAUCGUCAGUCCCCUGGCGAACCGGUUCCCCCCACAUCAUCAUAUACAUCCAGCCAUCUCUGGGACUCAGUACGUCAGGCAUCAUCCGGACUUCUACCGCAACUUCUACGGUGCAGCUUCGCAGCUCGGCUCCGGGGACAUGGCUUUCCUAGAGUCUUACUCGCGGACCCUUGGGGGUCUUGGACUCCCGCCAAAUUCAGUACCUGCGAGCAUGCUGACUUCAACGCCGCCCGCUGUCUCCACCAGUAUCACUGUCAAGCCCUUCCCCCUUAAUGGCAGUACCAAUUCUAAUAAUAGUAAUAAUAAUAAUAAUAGUAAUAAUGCAAAUAAUAGUAGUAAUAACAAUAAUAAUAAUAAUAAUAAUAGUAGUAGUAAUAACAAUAGUGGAGGCCUGAUGACGCCGUCGGAGGUAUCGCCGUCGUCCUCAGUGUCCUCGCACUCGGACCAGAGGUCGCCGCAUCCGAGUGAGGCGGAAGGAAAGUCACCGCGAGUGUGAUCGAUGUCCAAAAGGCACGAGGUUUAGUGAUGAGUAAAUUUUCAUUGUGACCCGACAAUAAGCAGACUUAUGUCUUGUAAUUAGUGUACAGUUCUAAGAGAUAUUAUUGUCAUCUGGAUCAUAUUACUGUUCAAUUAAUCUCUCCCGACAAUUAUGAUAAUUUUUUGGGAACUAAAUUCUACGAGGGGUUUCAAAUUUUUUUUUAGUCGGAUAGAGUUCUAGAAGUUUUUUCAGCGAUUUUUUUUGUAAUUAGCAAUUUUUUGCAAUGCCCUGGAAAAAUACUUUUUUAACAAGACCUUUCAAAAAUAUUUUUUUUUUUACCCAAAAAAAAGCUUCUGUAUAAUUAUCAUGCAUCCAAUAGCUUUUUUGACUGAACCGAUUAUAA